Messenger RNA from Ostertagia ostertagi, 747 nucleotides. The record is from the annotation of a GenBank genome assembly. NCBI's taxonomy places the organism in Eukaryota, Metazoa, Nematoda, Chromadorea, Rhabditida, Trichostrongylidae.
AUGGAAGUGGACAAUGCAGCAACCAUAGAAAAUGGUAGCAAUGGUGAUAGCGGUAAAAGUGUGGUCGAAACUGCAGCUGGUGUGGACCAGGAUAGAAUUCAUAUUUCUCCAGUGCCUAAAUUCUUCGGUUUCAAGCAAUUCAAGAAACUAUUAGAAAAGCAUAAUAUUGGAAAAUACGUUUUGCCUAAGGAUACUCAGUCAUAUAAAGUCAGAACUGCUAGGGAAAGCGUAACAAAACUUGCGGAUGUCCCCUAUAGUGAACAGUUGUUGCAAAAGACUAGAACCUCUUCUAAAUUAUGUGAUAGGCUAAUCGCCGAAAUGAGGAAGGCAAAUGUUGAUGACGUCAAUCAACUGCUCCCUGCAGAACUUCUAAAAGAGAUAAAACCGUCGCCGAAGACGACAGGCUAUCGCAACAAAUGCGAGUUCACCAUUGGCCUCACGCAUGAAGGGCAGGUUUGCGUUGGAUUUGUUGGUGGGCGCUUCUCUAACAACGAGCAUUACGUCAUCCCUAUUGGAGAUGUUGAUAAUAUCACCUUGAUGACGAAAAAGAUUGUCGAAGCCGUGACCAAUUUUGUGCAGGCUUCAGGUCUGCCUCCAUUCGACGAAUUUUCUCGCGUCGGUGUCUGGAAGAUGCUCACUGUGCGGCAGUUUGGUGGAGACGUGAUGCUCAUUCUCACUGUCAACCCUUUUGAAGACCACAAACCAGGAAGAAAAGCUCAAGCAGGAGUUCUCUGCGAGGUUUCUUAA